UGCAGAACAGCCUUCCUGAUCCUAAGCACCAACCAGUCGGAGGAAGUGCUAACAGAGGGUGGGGUUUAGCGCGAAGGGGAGCAGCCGUGUGGCGAAUGACAGCGAAGGAGAGGAGUUCCAAGCCACGACUGCCCUUCCUUCCGUGUGAGACAGAGAGGAAGGGGAGUAAAGCCAGAGGAGACACCAGCAGGUGCAGAGUAGAGGAGAGAAGAGCAAGUGAACCAGAGGGGGAAAAACGUGCCAAAAAUCAGGGAGAAAGAUUUUUAAAAAAAAAAAAGAUUAACGUAAAGAGCAGCCAUCAGUCAGACAGACAGGUUUUAGUGAUCUUUUCCAUUUGGACUUCACUUCAUCCUCUGUGCCAGACCCCUUCACUGAGACUCACUCUUCUCCCGUACGGACUACACUUCAUAAGAUCGUCCUCGACUUUGCCUCAGAAGAGAUCAGAAACUACCAUGGAAACUGGGAGCCCCAGGAAGAUACAGUUCACCGUCCCCCUACUGGACACGCACCUGGACCCAGAGGCGGCAGAGCAGAUCAGGAGACGCAGACCCACUCCUGCCACUUUGGUGGCGUCCAGUGAUCAGUCUUCACCGGAAAUAGACGAAGAUCGACUUCCAACCCAGCUGUACAAGGCAGCCUUGUUGAACUCUCCCCGACAACGAAGGAAAGGACAGAAGGGAACGCCGACGAUGAAAGAGCUGCACUUCCUGGUGGAGCACCACCUCUACAGGCAGCAGCAGCAGGGAGCUGGAGACGACUGCUCCUCAGAGAGCUGCCUCUCAGACCGGCCCAGCCCCGACUCUGUGGCCCCCGGAGAGGAGCUCCCGCACGACAACGACACCACCGUGGAGGCCUUUGAAAAACUCUGCUGCCAAAUGGAGGGUAGGUUUACAGGAAGUGGUCCGUAGUAGAGGAGCUCGUUGUUAUGGCCAGAGCAGAGGUGGGAACCAAGUCAUUGCCUCGCAAGUCAUAAGUAAGUCUCAAGUCUUUGCACU
This is a messenger RNA of Cynoglossus semilaevis (tongue sole), 995 nucleotides long. RefSeq lists its product as uncharacterized. Lineage: Eukaryota; Metazoa; Chordata; Actinopteri; Pleuronectiformes; Cynoglossidae. Gene Ontology annotation, biological process: intracellular signal transduction. Gene Ontology annotation, molecular function: protein phosphatase inhibitor activity. Bases 96 to 908 code for a protein of 270 amino acids. The transcript has 5 exons. Gene Ontology annotation, cellular component: cytoplasm. The record is from RefSeq and is a predicted model, not a curated record.